UUUGUUUGAGGUGUGGCUCAGAAACAACCCAGUCCUGGAACUGUUCAGGACUUCCAUGUUCAUAACCCAGGGAACUUGGCUUUGGCAGAUUGGGUUCGUGCUACAGGAUACCUCCAUCUGGGACCACAAUGACCCAGAGACCAACGUAUUUAUGGCCAUAUGCUACUCUUGGCAUUAUGCUAGUGUCAUUCUCUUCCUCGCCUUUACCUAUGGCAUUGUCUACUGGGUUCUUCGGAUACUGAAAGGAAACUGUGAAGAAGGAAUGAAAAUGCAGAAGUUCAUCCAAGCAGACACAAAGACCUACACUGCUCUUUUGAAUGGAUCUGAUGAAGAAUGA
Molecule: messenger RNA, 337 nt
Organism: Anolis carolinensis (green anole)
Lineage: Eukaryota; Metazoa; Chordata; Lepidosauria; Squamata; Anolidae
Product: transmembrane protein 45B
Exons: 3
Coding region: 56-337 (93 amino acids)
Source: RefSeq, a predicted model, not a curated record